GGACAUCAAAAAUGACAAAGUGAAUCAAACUUUUCGGAGAUGUAGAUGAUGUCGAAUUAGUGUAAAAAGGAGUUUCAAGAUGAAUUUCCACAAGUUUUCACAUAUUUUUUGUUUUUUAUUACUUUCAUUCUCUUUUAGAGGCUUUACAUCGGGCUUUUGCUUGGGGCUACUUUUGAAAACGUUAUACGUUUUAGUAUAUGUAUACAUUUGUUCAAACCUAUGCAUUUCAUUACUUCCAUAUUCUAUACGUGGAUCUCUUCUUGCGUCUCAUCUAUUAAUCUUGGGGAUUAAGAUUAGUUCCAAAAACAUUCCACACUGA
Molecule: messenger RNA, 319 nt
Organism: Phytomonas sp. EM1
Lineage: Eukaryota; Euglenozoa; Kinetoplastea; Trypanosomatida; Trypanosomatidae
Source: the annotation of a GenBank genome assembly